AUGGAUAAAGAAGUAUCAAUUGAGUGCUUAAAUAAAGAAGAAGUAAAAGCCAUGGAAUUCAAAAGUGAAGCUACUAUUGCAGGUUCAAAUAAAACAAAAGCAACAAAUGCUGAAGAGCUUGUCCUCAAAAUUGAGCAUUUUAGCAAUGCAAUCAGAGACGAACCAAACUGUGCCUACAAUUAUACACAGAAAGGUCUUGCUCUGGAUGCAUUAGGCCGUAAAGAAGAUGCCAUAGAAAGCUUCACCGAAGCCAUCCGAAUUGAUCCAUUCAUUCAUUAUGCUAUUAUAGAGAAGCUCUUGCCAGCCACUAAUAGCUUUCCAGGUCCCUUACUCACAAGUCUGGUUCUACAACCUAAGACUAGUGUACUCCCUUCAGACAAGUGUUUGCACUUGCUACCCGAAGGUAGAGAUACAGAGUCAUCAUGCAGUACGCCGAUGGGGUUACCUUUACCGAAAAUUCAAAAAGCGAGUUUUCUGGUCAUACUAUCGUCCGAGAUGAAACUUGCAGCUCAGGUUCAACUUACUUAUCGCGCUAGGAAUAUUCCUGAUUGGCUAAGCGAACGGGAUUUUCCGGUAAAAAUCAAAGAAAGGUUUUUCAUAUAUACUUUUUGAAGAACCAUUAAUUUUUUUGUGGAAAAAGAAAACAUGAAAAAACCCCUCCGACAUUUUUGAUGGUAAAAAUGCUGCUGCAUGAAUAAACCUACCUUUUCUUCCCCUGAUGACCCCAUCCUCUCAAUCAGCUAGCCUAAUAUUGCUCUCCACUAGACAAAGUUUCUUCGUCCGGUUUGACUCACCGAACACUGCUCUCCUUCCUGCAAGGUCCCCAGACUCUCGUCCAGCUACAAAUGUAAAGAGGGCAGGUUGGCUUUCCCUCCAUUUUAUUAGUGUCCUAAUGGAUCCAAAUGAAGAAAAAGCACAUGCUGCCUUAAGCAGUAUUCAUAUCAGCGAAGCAAGAUAUGAAGAAGCCAUUGAGCAUCUUAACGAUGCGAUCAGGAUUAAUCCAAACUGUGCUUACUAUUAUACACAGAAAGGAUUAGCUCUUGAUAAAUUGGGCAGAUCUGAAGAAGGCAUCGAAUGCUAUACCGAAGCUAUUAGAAUCGAUCCUGAUCAAGAUCGAGCAUACUUCAACAUAGCAAUUUUUCUUCAUGAAAAACAAAGAUUCGAAGAAGCCCUAAAGAACUUCAAUGAAGCACUAAGAGUUAACCCUUUCGAUGCCAACUACUAUUUGAAGAGGGGAUUAACUCUUGAUAACUUAGGUCGUAAACAAGAAGCCAUGGACAAUUAUAAAGAAGCAAUUAAAAUCGAUCCAAAUCUUGAUUUCGCGUACUUUUUAAUAGGUGAUCUCUAUUAUUAUGUAUGAAAAGACUAUGAUGAGGCUUUAAAAUGGUUUAACGACGCAAUCCGAAUUAACCCAAACAACACAGCCUGCUUUGCACAAAAAGGAGAAAUGUUUUAUCACUUAGGCAGGAAAGCAGAAGCUAUGGAGUUAUACCUUCAAGCUAUCAAAAUAAACCCGAAAGAAGAUCGAGCAUACUUUGGGAUAGGGACUUUCUUUUUAAAUUCAAAUAAUUGCACAGAAGCCUUAAAGUACUUCAACCUUGCAAUCAACAUCAAUACACGUAAUCCAUUUUACUAUUGAAAUGCGGGGAUUGCUUUUAAUAUAGCAGGUUGCAAAGAUCAAGCGAUCAAGUGCUUUUACGAAACUAUAAGGCUUAAUCCAAAUUAUGAUAGAGCUUACUUUCUGAUAGGAAAUAUCCUUAAUAGCCAAGGGAGAUAUGAAGAAGGCAUCAAAUCUUAUGAUACUGCAAUUGGUAUCAACCAAAAUGAAAUAGAUUAUUACAUGGCCAAAGCACAAGUCUUGGACAGUUUGGGUAGAGAAGAAGAAGCCAUGGAAUGCUAUAAAGAAGUGAUUAGAAUUGAUCCAAAUGAAGAUUCAGCUUACAGUUGCAUAGGAACUAUCCUUAGCGGUAAAGGGAGAUUUCAAGAAGCCAUAAGCUAUUAUGACAAUGCAAUUAAAGCUAACCCAUUAAAUGCAAGCUAUUAUAAAAACAAAGGAAUUAAUUAUUAUAACUUGCAAGUUCCAGGUGAAGCCGUGAAGAAUCUAGCUAAAGCUAUUUCAAUGAACCCAACUGACGAUGAAGCGUAUAAUGCCUUUGGUCUUGUUCUUAGCAGUAUAAAUAGAUAUGAAGAAUCUUUGAGAGCUUUUAACGAUGCAAUAAAUUACAAUCCUAAUAAUGGGAUGUAUUAUUUUGAUAAAGGCUUUUCGCUUGAUAAACUGGGGAGAAAAGAAGAAGCAGUAGAAUGCUUCACCGAAGCUAUUAGACUUAACCCGAAUGAUGAAAAAGCAUAUAAUUGUAUGGGAAGUAUACUUAACGGUGAAAAGAGGUAUGAAGAAGCAUUAGUAUUCUUAACUAACGCAAUUAGAGUCAACCCGAACUGCGCCCACUACUAUACAAAUAAAGGGCAUACUCUUUUUAGCUUAGGCAGAGACAAUGAAGCCUUCGAGUGCUAUGAUGAAGCCUUUAAAAUUGAUCCCAAUCAAGCUGAAAUAUACAAUGGAAGGGGACUUAUCCUCUAUAACCAAAAACAGUAUGAAGAAGCCAUAAAGAACUAUGAUGAAGCAAUCAAAAUAAAGUCGAGCUGCUACUAUUUCUAUAUAAACAAAGGAAAUGCUCUUUUUGCUUUGGGUAGAAAUGAAGAAGCUAUUGAGAGCUACAAUGAAGCCAUUGAUAUUGAUCCAGACCAAGAGGACGCAUACUAUGAUAUUGGAGAAGUCUUCAAUAAAGAAAAAAGACAUAAAGAAGCGAUUGAGCUUUAUGAUGAGGCAAUCAAUAUUGCUCCUCAAAAUGCUAUUUAUUACAGGAAAAAAGGAAAUUCUCUCAAGGAGUUAGGUAGGGAUGAAGAAGCUCAGAAGUGCUUUGAUAAAGCAGAAAAAAUCGAAAGCAGCGAAUAA
Messenger RNA from Blepharisma stoltei, 2953 nucleotides. The record is from the annotation of a GenBank genome assembly. NCBI's taxonomy places the organism in Eukaryota, Ciliophora, Heterotrichea, Heterotrichida, Blepharismidae.